This is a messenger RNA of Drosophila innubila, 710 nucleotides long. RefSeq names its product enhancer of split m8 protein (gene E(spl)m8-HLH). Gene Ontology annotation, biological process: anterior/posterior pattern specification; regulation of transcription by RNA polymerase II; regulation of neurogenesis. Bases 18 to 581 code for a protein of 187 amino acids. Lineage: Eukaryota; Metazoa; Arthropoda; Insecta; Diptera; Drosophilidae. The record is from RefSeq and is a predicted model, not a curated record. The transcript has a single exon. Gene Ontology annotation, cellular component: nucleus. Gene Ontology annotation, molecular function: DNA-binding transcription factor activity, RNA polymerase II-specific; protein dimerization activity; RNA polymerase II cis-regulatory region sequence-specific DNA binding.
CUGAAAUUUACGUUAAAAUGGAAUACACCAGCAAGACACAGAUCUACCAGAAGGUGAAGAAGCCGCUGCUGGAGCGUCAGCGUCGGGCGCGCAUCAACAAGUGCCUGGACACACUAAAGACACUUGUCGCCGAGCUGCGCGGUGAUGAUGGCAUCCUGCGCAUGGACAAGGCCGAGAUGCUUGAAUCAGCUGUGGUAUUUAUGCGCCAACAAAAGAUGAGCAAAUCAGUAGCAGCAACACCACCAACAACAGCAACACCAGCACCACCAGCAAUGCCAUUGGAGAGCUUCCGCAAUGGUUAUAUGAAUGCCGUCAAUGAGGUGUCACGUGUUAUGGCAUCCACACCUGGCAUGAGCGUUGACCUGGGCAAAUCGGUGAUGACUCAUCUGGGACGCAUCUACAAGAAUCUACAACAGUUCCAUGAGGCACAAACAAUGCCUGAGUCAUAUCCAGCAACUGAGUUGAGCAUCAACUGCAACUCGGCCCCGCUCAGCCCCGCCUCAUCUGGUUAUCACAGUGAUUGCGAGAGUCCUGCACCAUCGCCUUUGCCAGUGGAAGAGAAACUGUGGCGCCCCUGGUAAAGCAACUGGCAAUUGGCAGCGACUUAGAAGAAGGCAAAAUGUAACGCAACUGUGAUAACCAACUGUGAUGGCAACAACAAAACAAUUAGCAAAAGCAAAACAAUUAAAUAAAUGCAAUAAGAAAUAGAA